AUGUGCACCCUUCACUACUCCCCGAACGACAAAGCGUUUGAUCAUGGAACCGUGCUAUCUCAAACACCACGCCCGGGAAUACCAGUACCGCCCGGUUGCACCGUCAAAGAACUCACAGAUCUCCUUGCCCCAAUUGGAGCGCAGAUGCUGGUACAAAGCCUAAGGGACGGCCUCUACAAACCACCGCACCAAAAUAAAGGAUGGAAGGGUGAAGAGCUCGAUCAAGGGCAGCUCACUCAUGCACCAAAGGUCAGCAAAGCUGAUGGACACAUCAAGUGGUCCAGCUGGACUGCGGAUGACAUUGUACGGAGGGUACGAGUCAUGAAGUCGCUUUGGACAGAAGCUAUCAACAAGAAGGGAGAGACAAAACGCCUGAUUUUUUCAGAUGCCGAGGCCAUAGCUCUUGGCGGUUUCAAUGGCAAUGGUGCCACAGUUCGCUUUGUGGAAGGUCAAGGGUCAGGAGUAUUCAGGACUAUUGUGUCAGACCAAGGCGACGGUAGUUACGCCAUUGCUACUUCAGACGACAGAAUGAUUCGAGUGAAGAAGAUCAAAGAAGAGGGUAAGACGGAGAGGGAGGCUAAGGUGACACUAAGGUCUUAUAUCGAAGCGUAA
Fusarium coffeatum is the source of this 612-nucleotide messenger RNA. RefSeq lists its product as uncharacterized. Gene Ontology annotation, cellular component: mitochondrion. The transcript has 2 exons. Gene Ontology annotation, molecular function: methionyl-tRNA formyltransferase activity. Lineage: Eukaryota; Fungi; Ascomycota; Sordariomycetes; Hypocreales; Nectriaceae. Gene Ontology annotation, biological process: biosynthetic process; conversion of methionyl-tRNA to N-formyl-methionyl-tRNA. Bases 1 to 612 code for a protein of 203 amino acids. The record is from RefSeq and is a predicted model, not a curated record.